GGUUUGGCUGGCGCCAUGUGCAGGUGCUCGGCAUGUUCCUGAUGGGCUGCUCGGCGAUAACGCUCCGCGUGUGCCUGUCCGUGGCCGUGGUGGACAUGACGGCCGCGGACAACGGUGACGGCCAGCAGCGCUUCGACUGGGCGCCGACGGAGAAGAGCGCCGUGCUGGGCAGCUUCCUGUGGGGCUACAUGUCGACGCAGGUGCUGGGAGGCGCCCUGUCCUCGCAGGGCGGCGCCACGCUCAUCCUGGGGUCCGCGCUAGGCCUCAGCGGCCUGCUCACCGCGCUACUGCCCUUGGUGGCCACCAUCGGGGGCUGGGCGGCCGUCACGGGCCUCAGGGCCGUCACUGGAAUCGUUCAGGGCUGCAUGUACCCGACUACCUACACUUUGCUGGGACGUUGGAUUCCCCCAGCGGAGAGGUCACGCUCUGGUGCCCUCAUUCUUGCAUCCCAGCCGAUGGGGAACGUGUUGUCCAUGGCUCUGUCCGGCCUCAUGGCGUACGCGUGGGGCUGGCCCUCCGUGUUCUACAUCUUCGGAGGCGUCAGCAUGGUGUCGGCCGUGGUGGUGUACGUGGUGCUGGCGGACCGCCCGGAAGCCCAUCCACGCAUCUCGGAGGAGGAGCGCGACUACGUCAUCCAGAGCAUCAAUGCCGGGGCCAUGCACCGCGCGCGCAUCCCCGUGCCCUGGGUCGCCAUGCUGACGUCGGUGCCGCUGUGGGCGCUCUUCGCGUCGCACCUCGGCUGGAUGUGGGGCUACUGGGUGCUGCUGACCUGCCUGCCCUCCUACAUCAAUAACCUGCUGGACGUGGGCAUCGAGUGGAAUGGUUUGCUUUCGGCGGCCCCGCAGCUGGCCAUGAUGAUUUUGUCGCUCGUGUUUGGAUGGAUGGGUGACACAAUACAAUCGAGACACUUGAUGUCAAUCACAGCCACCAGGAGACUCUUCAAUACUAUCGGUAUGUUCGGUCCGGGUGCCCUCUGCAUCCUUGCCGCGUGGCUAGGCCCCUCCAACCCGCCCCUCGCCGUUAGCCUCCUCACCGUCAUGGGCGGUCUCUGCAGCGCCUGCUUCACCGGCGCAAUCAUCAACUACGUGGACAUCGCCCCCAACUUCGGGGGCGUCACCUUCGCGAUAGCCAACAUGCUGGGCUCCUUCGUGAGUGCGUUCGCUCCGUAUGCCGAAGGCCUGCUGGUAGACCGAAAGGACCCCAUGCCGGGAUGGAGCAACGUGUUUUAUCUGACUGCCGCCUUGUACAUCGCGACGAACGUCGUGUGGUGUAUUUGGGGCACCGCAGAGGUGCAGCCCUGGAACAACCCGGCAUCCAGCAAGAGUGACUGCUUUGAGGAAUCCACUCCGAGUACACGACGUAACUCUGGCAGCGCCGGUAUUCGGAAUGAAGCUUUUCACUCGGACAAAUAAACAGAUUCACCACCUUUGAA
Molecule: messenger RNA, 1432 nt
Organism: Thrips palmi
Lineage: Eukaryota; Metazoa; Arthropoda; Insecta; Thysanoptera; Thripidae
Product: putative inorganic phosphate cotransporter
Biological process (GO): monoatomic anion transport; transmembrane transport
Cellular component (GO): plasma membrane
Molecular function (GO): transmembrane transporter activity
Source: RefSeq, a predicted model, not a curated record